Messenger RNA from Acaulospora morrowiae, 390 nucleotides. The record is from the annotation of a GenBank genome assembly. NCBI's taxonomy places the organism in Eukaryota, Fungi, Glomeromycota, Glomeromycetes, Diversisporales, Acaulosporaceae.
CUAUCAGAAGUUAGCCCGUUUGGUCAUAAAUUGGGGCCUGUUUCAACUAAAAUGUGGGAUGCUGCCUGUAAACUACACAACAAUCGAAAUCUUGAUAAUAAUAUAAGCUAUAGACUAUGUUCAUUAUUAGAACAAAAUGGUCAACUCGAAGAUAUCCAUGAGGAAAGAAAUAUGAUGCGAUACAAAACAGAAGAUGGAAAGCUAGGAAAAGCGGCCGUUGACAAUACCAAGAAUGUAUUUUCCAACAUGAAAUCCGUAUUAUUGCCAGUUUUAGAAGUAACCUCGGAUGAAUUUGACGAAAUGAUCAAUACAUUUGGAAAGGAAUUAGAAGAUAAUGAUAGUUAUCUCGAUGUCAUUCGUGUUUAUGGACGUAAGAAGGGAAAGAUCUAA